GUGCCAUCUGGAACUGGGGUACCACUGAGCCCACCUGACCCACCAGCAUCGGUUCCCUUUACCCUGUACUGCUGUGACCAGCCUGCCAAGCCCUCUCCCAGGCUCCAGUCUGCACCUUCACCAGCACACACAGAGGCACAGGAUGACGCCAGGCAGCAGCUUCGAGAGUUUGAAGAAACUAAGAAACAGAUUGAAGAAGAUGAAGAUCGGGAAAUCCAGGAAAUCAAAAUCAAGUAUGAGAGACGACUUCGGGAAGAGAGAGAAUCAAACCUGCGGCUGAAAGGAGAGACAGGAAUCAUGAGGAAAAAGUUCAAUAGCCUACAGAAGGAGAUUGAAGAGCGCAGCAAUGACAUUGAGACAAUGAGAAUGGAACAGCAGAAGCUGCAAGGUGUCAUUAAGUCAUUAGAGAAGGAUAUUCUGGGACUGAAGAGAGAGAUUCAAGAAAGAGAUGAGACUAUCCAAGACAAGGAGAAGCGGAUUUAUGACCUAAAAAAGAAAAACCAGGAGCUGGAAAAGUUCAAGUUUGUACUGGAUUAUAAAAUAAAGGAGCUGAAGAAGCAAAUAGAACCCCGUGAGAAUGAUAUCAAAGCAAUGAAGGAGCAGAUCCAGGAGGUGAGCAGUGCACUCUUCUGA
This is a messenger RNA of Trachemys scripta elegans, 633 nucleotides long. Its product is annotated as cilia- and flagella-associated protein 57-like. The record is from RefSeq and is a predicted model, not a curated record. NCBI's taxonomy places the organism in Eukaryota, Metazoa, Chordata, Testudines, Emydidae. Bases 298 to 633 code for a protein of 111 amino acids. The transcript has 4 exons.